AUGCUCUGCUGGGACCUGUGCUUGGCCCUACUCCUCAUGGUCCUCCCAGUGAGGUCUAUACCGUCCACCAACAUCAAGAUCACUCAAGCGAUGCCCCUGCAGCUGUCGGAGCCGGCCACGCCCGCCUCCUGCCCCCUCUUCUGGACAGAGUUUGAGGGUCAUUGUUACCGCUUCUUCCCUCUGAACCGAACGUGGGCGGAAGCCGACCUGUACUGCGCAGAGUUCUCCAACGGGCUCAAGUCGGCCAAGCUGACAUCCAUACACAGCUGGGAGGAGAAUGUCUUUGUCUAUGACCUGGUAAACAGCCGCAUUCCUGGAAUUCCCACUGACAUAUGGAUCGGCCUCCAUGACAGGCGACAGGAGGGCAGCCUGGAGUGGACGGACGGCUCUCACUAUGAGUACAGCUACUGGGAUGGGAACCAGCCGGAUGAUGGGAUCCACCGGAUCCCCGAGGAGGAGGACUGCGUUGAGAUCUGGUACAGGCCAAACAGUGCUCUGAGGUCCUGGAAUGACAACAGCUGCAACAAAGCCUUUCCCUUUGUAUGCAAGAUCCCCACGCUGGACACCUAG
Messenger RNA from Megalops cyprinoides (Indo-Pacific tarpon), 570 nucleotides. RefSeq names its product C-type lectin domain family 19 member A-like. Gene Ontology annotation, molecular function: signaling receptor activity. The transcript has 5 exons. The coding region runs from base 1 to 570 and encodes 189 amino acids. The record is from RefSeq and is a predicted model, not a curated record. Lineage: Eukaryota; Metazoa; Chordata; Actinopteri; Elopiformes; Megalopidae.